AUGGCGCGGCCGCCGAACUACCCCCGCCCGCCGCAGCACGACUCGUGGUUCGCGCCGCUGUCCGUCGACCUCUUCCUCAAGGUCCUCUACGUGACGCUGCUGCACCCGUUCGUGUGCUGGAUCAUCCCGCUGUGCCUGCGCGCGCGCACCGUCAAGUGGGAGGCGCCGCCCAUGCUCUUCGCCUUCGCGUGGGCGACGCUCGUGAGCCUCGGGUGGGCGGCCGCGGCGGUCAACCGGCGCGUCGCGUACGGCGCCCCGCGCGAGGUCGACCUCGGCGAGGAGGUCAUCGUGGUGACAGGCGGCGCCAGCGGGCUGGGCAUGCUCGUCGCCGAGGUGUACGGGAUGCGCGGCGCGACUGUCGCGGUGCUGGACGUCAAUGAGAUGGAGAAUGGGGAGGCGAGGGGCGUUACGUAUUACAAGUGCGAUGUGAGCGACAAGGCGCAGGUCGCCCGGGUCGCGGCCGAGAUUGAAAAGGAUCUCGGCACGCCGACGGUGCUCAUCAACAACGCGGCCAUCGUGGUGGGCAAGUCGUUCCUCAACCUCACCCUCGACGACAUCGACACCAGCCUGGGCACGAACCUCCUCGGGCCCUUCUACUGCCUCAAGGCGUUCCUCCCCGCGCUGAUCCGCUCCGGCCGCGGCGGCACCAUCGUCAACGUCUCCUCCGUCAUCGGGCACCUCGGCGCCGCGCGCCUGACCGACUACGCGGCCGCCAAGGCGGGCCUCACGGCGCUGCACCGGUCCCUGGCGGCGGAGCUGCGGGAGACGCACCCGGAGAUCCGCACCGUGCUGGUGACGCCGGGGCAGGUGAGCACGCCGCUCUUCUACGGGGUGCAGACGCCGAGCGCGUUCCUGGCGCCCGUCGUGGAGCCCGUCGACGUGGCGCGCGACAUCAUCGCCGCCGUGGACGCGGGGACGGGCGGCUGGGCGGCCAUGCCGCUGUAUGCGCGCUGGGUCGACUGGUAUAACGUGUUGCCCGCGGGGGUGCAGGUGCUGGCGCGCAGGCUGUCGGGCAUUGAUCGGGGGAUGAGGACGUUUGUCGGCAGGAGGGGCGCCGGCGGGGAGGAUGGCAAGGCUAGUUGA
Molecule: messenger RNA, 1083 nt
Organism: Purpureocillium lilacinum
Lineage: Eukaryota; Fungi; Ascomycota; Sordariomycetes; Hypocreales; Ophiocordycipitaceae
Molecular function (GO): oxidoreductase activity, acting on the CH-OH group of donors, NAD or NADP as acceptor
Source: RefSeq, a predicted model, not a curated record